Molecule: messenger RNA, 3684 nt
Organism: Aureococcus anophagefferens
Lineage: Eukaryota; Pelagophyceae; Pelagomonadales; Pelagomonadaceae
Exons: 5
Biological process (GO): DNA topological change; sister chromatid segregation; resolution of meiotic recombination intermediates
Cellular component (GO): nucleus
Molecular function (GO): DNA binding; DNA topoisomerase type II (double strand cut, ATP-hydrolyzing) activity; ATP binding
Source: RefSeq, a predicted model, not a curated record
CGAGCCCGACCCGCGCCGCAGAUGGAGACGACGAACGCGGCGCCGAAGAAGGCGCCGGGCAAGAAGUCGAAGACCAUCGAGGAGACGUACCAGAAGAAGACGCAGCUCGAGCACAUCCUGCUGCGCCCCGACACCUACAGCGCGCCCGCGGCGCCCGAGACCGCGCGACUCGGGUCCAUCGAGAUGAGCACGCAGCCGAUGUGGGUGCUCAACCCCGACACGAAGCGCAUCGUGCGGCGCAACGUGACCUACGCGCGCCGCGGCGUGCCCGGCCUCUUCAAGAUCUUCGACGAGAUCAUGGUCAACGCGGCCGACAACAAGCAGCGCGACCCGUCGAUGACGACGAUCAAGGUCGACAUCGACGUGGCGGCCAACUCCAUCUCCGUGGGCAACGACGGCAAGGGCAUCCCCGUGGAGAUGCACGGCGAGCACGGCUGCUACGUGCCCGAGCUCAUCUUCGGCCACCUGCUCACGGGGUCGAACUUCGACGACAACGAGAAGAAGACGACGGGCGGCCGCAACGGCUACGGCGCCAAGCUCGCGAACAUCUUCUCGAAAAAGUUCACGGUCGAGACGGCGGACUCCAAGUCCGGCCGCAAGCUGUCCCAGACCUGGGAGCACAACAUGUCCGGCACGCAGGGCCCCGCGAAGAUCUCGCCGCACAAGAACAAGAAGGACUUCACGCGCGUGACCUUCGAGCCGGACCUCGCGCGCUUCAAGAUGGACCGGUUGGACGACGACAUCGUCGCGCUCCUCUCGAAGCGCGCCUACGACGUCGCGGCCUCCGCGUCCUGCCACGGCUCGUCCCUCAAGGUCGAGCUCAACGGCGAGCGCGUGCCCGUGAAGUCGUUCGCGCAGUACGUCGCGCUCCACGACGGCCUCGAGCCCCCGGCGGCCCUCGAGCGGGUCGACGACCGCUGGACCGUCGGCGUCGCGCCCUCCGACGGCACCUUCCAGCACCUCUCCUUCGUCAACUCCAUCUGCACGUCCAAGGGCGGCAGCCACGUCAACUACGUCGCGGACCAGAUCACGGCCAAGCUCGCGGCGGCCGUCAAGAAGAAGAACAAGGGCCAGGAGGUCAAGCCCGCCUUCAUCAAGGCCCACCUCUGCGUCUACGUCGACGCCAUGAUCGUCAACCCGGCCUUCGACUCGCAGACCAAGGAGACGCUCACGACGAAGGAGAAGGCCUUCGGCUCCAAGUGCGUCCUGCCGGACAAGUUCCUCAAGGCCAUCGAGAAGUCCGGCGUCGUCGACCGCGUCCUCGCCUGGACCAAGUUCAAGCAGGACGAGCAGCUCAAGCGCAAGGGCGGCUCGAAGAAGACGCGGCUCACGGGCAUCACGAAGUUGGACGACGCGAACGCCGCGGGCGGCGCGCGCGGCAAGGACUGCACGCUCAUCCUCACGGAGGGCGACUCCGCCAAGGCGCUCGCCGUGUCGGGCCUCGGCGUCGUCGGCCGCGACCUCUACGGCGUCUUCCCGCUCAAGGGCAAGCCGCUCAACGUCCGCGAGGCGAGCCACGCGGCGAUCAUGAAGAACGAGGAGGUGCAGAACGUCGUCAAGAUCCUGGGCCUGCGCUUCGGCGUGACCUACGACGAGGCGAACCUCAAGACGCUCCGCUACGGCCACCUCAUGAUCAUGACGGACCAGGACCACGACGGGUCCCACAUCAAGGGCCUGCUCAUCAACUGCCUCCACCACUUCUGGCCGUCGCUGCUCCAGAUCCCGGGCUUCCUGCGCUGCUUCAUCACGCCCAUCGUCAAGGCGACGCCGGCGGCGAAGUCGAAGCCCGCGGAGGUCUUCUUCACGCUGCCCGAGUACGAGGCCUGGAAGGAGGCGCGCGGCGGCCUCCACGGCCACGCGAUCAAGUACUACAAGGGGCUGGGCACGUCGACGGCCAAGGAGGCCAAGGAGUACUUCGGGGAGCUCGACACGCACCAGCUCGACUACGCGACGCUCGACGAAUCCGCGCGCGAGGGCGACCUCAUCGACAUGGCGUUCUCGAAGAAGCGCGUCGAGGACCGCAAGACCUGGCUGCGCAACCUCGAGCCGGGGACCUUCGUCGACUACGCCGUCGACGCCAUGUCCUACGGCGACUUCGUGAACAAGGAGCUCAUCCUCUUCUCCGUCGCGGACAACCAGCGGUCGAUCCCGUCCGUCGUCGACGGGCUGAAGCCGUCGCAGCGCAAGGUGCUCUUCGCCUGCUUCAAGCGCAAGCUCAAGAAGGAGAUCAAGGUCGCCCAGCUCGCGGGCUACGUGUCGGAGCACGCGGCCUACCACCACGGCGAGAUGAGCCUCACGGGCACGAUCGUCGGCAUGGCGCAGGACUUUGUGGGCUCGAACAACGUGAACCUGCUGACGCCCGCGGGCCAGUUCGGCACGCGCAUCAUGGGCGGCAAGGACGCCGCGAGCUCGCGCUACAUCUUCACGAAGCUCGAGGCCGUCGCGCGCAAGGUCUUCCACCCGGACGACGACUUCGUCCUCGACUACCUCGAGGACGACGGCCAGUCCAUCGAGCCGACGUACUACGUGCCCGUCCUGCCCUUCGCGCUCUGCAACGGCGCCGACGGCAUCGGCACGGGCUGGGCGACGUCCGUGCCCAACUACGCGCCGCGCGCGCUCAUCGGCGUGCUCCGGCGCAUGAUCGACGCCGACGUGGGCGCGGCGGACCUCGCGCCCCACUACCGGGGCUUCGGCGGCGACAUCGUGGCCAAGGGCGGCAAGAACGCGGGCGCCUUCGCGGUCCUCGGCCGCGCGACGCGGCUCGACGACGUCACCGUGCUCGUCGACGAGCUGCCCUGGACGCACGACUACAAGCAGUGGCUCGAAGUCCAGCUCAGCGGCGACGACAAGACCAAGGCCUGGGUCAAGGACUUCAAGGAGAACCACACGGACACGCGCGUGUCGUUCACGGUGACGGUGACCAAGGGCGAGGAUUUGGACGACGCGGAGGCGGCGCUCGGCGGUCUGGAGAAGAAGUUCAAGCUCGAGGGGUCCCUGGCGACGUCGAACAUGAACUUCUUCGACGACACGGGCCUGGUCAUCGACAAGUACGACGCGCCCUUCGACGUCAUCAAGGCCUUCUACAAGGUGCGGGUGGCGACGUACGCGAAGCGGAAGGCGCACCUCGUCAAGGCGAAGCGCGCGCGCGUGAGCCUGCUGCGCAACAAGGUGCGCUUCGUCCUCUCCGUGCUCAGCGGCGACCUCGUGGUGCAGAACCGCAAGCGCGCGGAGCUGCUGGCCCAGCUCGUGGACGACGGCUACGACGCCGUGUAUAACGCCGCGGCGAAGAAGAAGACGCCGGCGAAGGCCGACGACGACGGCGACGCGUCGGGCUCCGACGGCGACGACGACGGCGCUGGCGCCGCGGCGGGCAGCUCGGACGCCCAGCUCGCCAAGGGCUACGACUACCUCCUGUCCAUGAAGAUCUGGAGCCUGACCAUGGAGCGCGUCGACGCGCUCCGCGCCGAGCUCAAGGACGAGGACGCGGAGCUCGUCGCGCUCGUCGCCAAGCCCGAGACGGCCAUCUGGCUCGACGACCUCGCGGACCUCGAGGCCGAGCUCGACGACCGCGACGCCGCCCGCGACGCGGAGGAGGCCGACGCGGCGAAGAAGGCCAAGGCGUGCCAGAAGAAGAAGCCGGCGAAGAAGCCAAAGAAGAACGCGCGCAAGAAGCAGGCCUACGAC